CCCCUCUCUCUUUUCGAUAACCGUGAGAGCCAGCCAGCUGAGGGUCACAAGUAUGAGUGGCUAUACUGUCGAAGUUACAAAUCUGUCCCCUAGUGCAACUGAAAAAGAUCUUUAUGAUUUCUUUGCGUUUUCCGGGGCAAUUGAACACAUUGAGAUCAUCAGAUCUGAUGCAUCUGUAAACAGGUCAGGAGAUUAUGCUUCCACUGCUUAUGUAACAUUCAAGGAUCCUCAUUCCUUGGAAACUGCCGUAUUGCUCAGUGGUGCUACCAUUGUAGAUCAACGUGUUUGCAUAGCACGCUGGGGACAUGAUGAUGAAGUUAGUGAUUUCUGGGAGAGGCCUUACUGGAAGCUUGAAGAUGAUACUCAGUCCACGGCUGCACCCGCCAACCAUGGCACCACAACUCCAAGGGAAGCCAUGACAAUGGCACAAGAUGUUGUCAAAACCAUGCUGGCAAAGGGAUAUACACUAAGCAAAGAUGCCUUGAUCAAAGCCAAAGCUUUGGAUGAAUCCUAUCAAGUCUCAGCCACUGCUGCAGCCAAGGUUGCUGAUUUGAGCAAGAGAAUUGGACUGACAGAUAAGAUUAAUGCUGGUGUUGAUGCUGUUCGAUCAGUGGAUGAGACGUAUCAUGUAUCAGAGACCACCAAGACAGUUGUGUCUGCAACCGGGAGAGCAGCUGGAAGUGUUGCGAACUCUGUUGUCAGCAGUAGCUAUUUCUCUGCUGGAGCUCUACUAAUUUCUGAUGCUCUCACAAAAGCUGCCAAGGUUGCAGCAGAUUUGGCCUCCCAUGGUAGCAAAAAGUGAAACAAACUGCUCCGAACGUGAAGCCUUAUGAGGUCAUAUAUCGAAUAAGGAUUUGUAGAUUGUAAAUAAUGCGGUAGAAAUGGAUUGCAAGUAUAUGACUAUAGUUAGUGACUGUACUUUGAUGACUUGGGUUGAUGUAAUAAUUGACGUAAUAAUGCUUCUCAGUUUAGAUUAUGGUUUAUUUGUGGUUA
This is a messenger RNA of Elaeis guineensis (African oil palm), 993 nucleotides long. The record is from RefSeq and is a predicted model, not a curated record. NCBI's taxonomy places the organism in Eukaryota, Viridiplantae, Streptophyta, Magnoliopsida, Arecales, Arecaceae.